AUUAAACAAAAGUAACAAGGAAAGAAUGACAAGAUUGUCGUAGUCUUAUUUAUUUUAAGAUGAAGGAUUGAAUUGUAAACCCCAAGAGAGAUAAUUGAUAUGAACUGUACAAUGCUCUUGUGAAUUGUACAAUACAAUUUAAUCAUUCAGUGAAAUUAAUGUUGGAAAGUUUUAUUCUAAAGUUUAUGUAAAAAAGUUGUGUAAAUAUAAAUAUCUACAGUUUAUGAAAGUGAUGGAUAUUGUAGGUAAGCUUCCUCUUGAAAUUGGCCAACAUAUAUUUAGCCACUUCCAUGCUGACGAUUUGGGUAGGUGUCUCCGGGUAUCAAAACAAUGGAGAAGAAUAGCUAAUGAUAAUAUUUUUUGGAAAUAUCAUUGUUCAAAGUACGACAUCAGAGAUAAGGAAGAAUCCUCUUUUUCAGAUAAUUCAUCUGAUCUAUGUCAUUGGGCUCUGAUUUGGAGAUCUUUCGCCAUUUCCCUUGCUUAUAAAUGGCUCUCCAAUAAUUACCGAUCAAUUGAACUCUGUAAAAAUGACUAUGAGGGUUUCGCUUCGCACGGUCAACAGAUUGUUGCCUUCUCAAAGACCUUCAAUAAUCUUGAUAUUUAUACCAUUAAGAAGAAUACUAAUCGAGCUAGACUUGUCAUGUCUAUUGCUCUCUGUUUUCCAAAAGAAGGACCUGCCCUACUUGCUAUGGAUUCAAAUUAUAUAGCUGUUGCAAAGUACAAUGUUAUUCUACUUUUUAAAAAAAAUGGAGACAACUAUGAACUAACAACAGCAUAUGCUGUUAUUCUCGGUACUGUUAUACAAACCAACAGGGAUUUCACAGAUUUUGUUAAUAGUCAUAUCACUUAUGGAGCAGCAGUUGAAAUAGAUGUGGUUUCAAAUAAUAUUCUAUGGUUGUCUGAUUUAGAAGGAUCUUUCGUUAUUAACUUACAAACAGACCACAUGACAAAUGUGUUUACCUACGAAUGUUCACGUCUUCAGGGUGAGAUUUAUGUUACCUGGUCUGACGAUUCUGUAAUUAUUUACAAUAUAGAAGGUACAAAUGAAACUCGUCUUGAAAAUAUAGAUGGUUUAGAGGACGUAAGUGCUAAUAUGACAUUACUUUCUUUGAUCAGAGGUUUUGUGCCUGAUACUUGUCUCAUUGAAGUUUAUGAUCUGGAAUCAGGCGAAGAAGUGCUGAGAAAGGAAAUGCCGACAUAUACUUGGAUAAAAAUGCACCCGAAAGAAGAAGUUUUAUUUACUUUGGAAGCGUCCCGUGAUGAAAAUGUAUUUAGAAUCACGUCUUGGUUCGUUAGAACUGGUUUUCGUAAGUGGAUGUUCGAGUGUAAUAAUAAUAAUUUCAUUUCCUUUUGGGAAUUACAUGUUGUUUGUGAAAAAUAUUUAGUAGUGUGGCCUACGGCAUCAGGUGAUAAAAAAUUUUAUUUAUUUGAUUUUGAAACUGGUAAAUGUAUAUAUGAAAAUUCAAGACCUUCUGGAUUUGUUAAUUUUAUUUCUGAUUCACUUUGGAUCUCAUGGCCAGAUAAUAAAUCUAUUGCUAUACGGUCAUAUCUUUAAUUCUCUGUAAAUUAGAACUACUUUAUGUGAUAGAGGUUUAUCUAAACUUCAUAAUUGACUCACUUUAUUAUGUUGAUAUUGUUUGUG
Molecule: messenger RNA, 1642 nt
Organism: Nezara viridula (southern green stink bug)
Lineage: Eukaryota; Metazoa; Arthropoda; Insecta; Hemiptera; Pentatomidae
Source: the annotation of a GenBank genome assembly